Molecule: messenger RNA, 3840 nt
Organism: Capsicum annuum
Lineage: Eukaryota; Viridiplantae; Streptophyta; Magnoliopsida; Solanales; Solanaceae
Product: ribonuclease TUDOR 1
Exons: 18
Coding region: 541-3525 (994 amino acids)
Biological process (GO): mRNA catabolic process; regulatory ncRNA-mediated gene silencing
Cellular component (GO): cytosol; nucleus; RISC complex
Molecular function (GO): RNA binding; nuclease activity
Source: RefSeq, a predicted model, not a curated record
UUCUUUUACUAGAUUUACAAAAUCCACAUAAAGAUAUGGCAUUUUAAGUAAUUUUACCCAAAAAGAGGUGAAUCUUAUUUUUCACUUCUCCUCUUGUAUAACCGUUCACAUUUACCCACUCUACAAUAAGUUUUUUUUUUUUUUUCUUUUUUAUUAUCACAAAUAAAAUUCUCCCCCGAUCUGCUCCGCCGUCCGUCUCCGGCACAGCGUCUGCAUUCUCGCCGUUCCCCGGAUUCCGUUCACCGUCUUUCUAAAGCAAUCCAAUUUCAUUUGGUAGCUGAUUUGCUUUGUUAGAUCCGUUACGUUACUUUGCUUUCUCUCUUUCCAUCCAUCUAACGAUCGAUCCAUUCAGCGCUAGUCAUUCAGGUUGGUGAGGAAUCUCUGCAGAAUUUGCUCUUUGAUCAGUGAUUCAUUGGCUACUAGAUCCGGAUCUACUGGAAAAAAGGAGGCCCCUUGAUCACCUGAAGAGGUUUUUGGGCAGAAUUGGCACAAUUAUUACCGCGAGGAUUGAGCUCCGCACCCGUGACCGGUGGUUUGAGAAUGGAAGUCGAGACAUUCAAAAAGAGGCAUUUAGCAGUUGAAAUGGCGUCAACAGGAUGGUUGAAGGGAAGAGUGAAAGCUGUUCCCUCUGGUGACAGUUUGGUAAUAAUGGGUAGCUCCAAGGCUGAAAUUCCGCCUGAAAAAUCUAUUACCUUAGCAUCUCUAAUGGCUCCACGAUUGGCACGUCGUGGUGGAGUAGAUGAGCCAUUUGCAUGGCAAAGCAGAGACUUCUUGAGGAAGCUUUGCAUUGGAAAGGAGGUCACUUUCAAGGUGGAAUACACUGUACCUUCCAUAGGGAGAGAAUAUGGCACUGUUUUUCUUGGUGACAAGAAUGUUUCUAUGCUAGUUGUUUCUGCAGGCUGGGCCAAGGUCAGGGAGCAGGGCCAACAGAAAGAUGCUAAUCCCUAUUUAAAACCGCUGCAAGAUGCUGAAGAACAAGCUAAACAACAAGGUUUAGGUCGUUGGAGUAGGACACUUGGUGCUUCGGAGGCCUCUAUUAGGAAUCUACCUCCAUCUGCGAUCGGUGAUGGUGGUAACUUUGAUGCAAUGGGCCUAUUGGAGCAAAGUAAAGGUAAGCUUAUAGAAGCAUUUGUUGAGCAGGUUCGUGAUGGAAGUACACUGCGAGUGUACUUGCUUCCAGACUUCCAGUUCAUCCAAGUGUUUGUUGCUGGAACACAGGCACCAACUAUGGGAAGAAGAGCAACACCAGAAUCUAUUAUCAAUACUAGUGUUACCUCUGAUGAACCAAAUGGAGAAUCAACUAUUGAACCUCGUGCAACUCAAACAUCAGCGCAGAGGUUGGCAUCCUCAGCAGCAUCUGUAACAGAAGUUGCUCCAGAUCCUUAUGGCAGAGAAGCAAAGCAUUUUACCGAAACUCGUGUCUUAAAUAGAGAUGUUCGGAUUGUUCUGGAGGGUGUUGACAAGUAUAGCAAUCUAAUUGGCUCAGUGUACUAUCCUGAUGGAGAAUCGGCAAAGGACCUGGGGUUGGAGCUUAUUGAAAAUGGUUAUGCUAAAUACGUUGAUUGGAGUGCAAACAUGCUUGAAGUUGAAGCCAAGAAGAAGCUGAAAAGUGCCGAGCUUGAGGCGAAAAAGACUCGCUUAAGAAUCUGGACAAACUAUGUAGCUCCCGCAACUAAUUCCAAGGCUAUUCAUGACCAAAAUUUCACCGGAAAGGUGGUUGAGGUUGUCAGCGGAGAUUGUCUUGUUAUAGCUGAUGAUUCUCUACCAUUUGGAGAUCCAUCAGCUGAACGAAGGGUCAAUCUUUCAAGUAUUAGGGCUCCUAAAAUGGGGAAUCCUCGUAAAGAUGAAAAGCCUGCUCCCUAUGCUCGUGAAGCCAAGGAAUUUUUGAGAAAUCGCCUCAUUGGAAAACAGGUGAAUGUUUCAAUGGAGUACUCUCGGAAGGUCAGCAUGGCAGAUGGACCUGCUGCUCCCACCAGUGGUGCAGAUUCAAGGGUGAUGGAUUUUGGAACUGUAUUCCUAGCAUCCAAGGAUGGGGAUGAUGCAACACCCACUCCAUCUGCUGCAGGCAACCAGUUGCCUGGAGUGAAUGUUGCUGAGCUUUUGGUUGCCCGCGGUUUUGCAACUGUUGUUAGACAUCGUGAUUUUGAAGAACGUUCAAACUAUUAUGAUGCUCUUCUCACAGCAGAAUCACGUGGUACUUCUGGGAAAAGGGGCAUUCAUUCUCCUAAAGAACCUCCAGUGAUGCAUGUAACAGACCUGCUAACGGCAUCGUCAAAGAAAGCUAGAGACUUUUUGCCCUUUUUACAGCGUAACAGAAGGAUGUGUGCUGUAGUAGAAUAUGUCCUCAGUGGUCAUAGAUUCAAAUUGUUCAUUCCCAAGGAGACUUGCAGCAUUGCUUUCUCUAUUUCUGGAGUGAGAUGUCCAGGUCGUGGUGAACCCUACUCUGAGGAAGCCAUUGCCUUGAUGAGGCGGAAGAUAAUGCAGAGGGAUGUCGAGAUCGAGGUAGAAACAGUUGAUAGAACAGGGACAUUCAUUGGAACAAUAUGGGAAUCAAGAUCCAAUGUGGCAGUGACCCUACUGGAAGCUGGUUUAGCAAGGCUUCAAACUUCUUUUGGAACUGAUAGAAUCGCAGAAGUUCACCUCCUCAUGCAAGCUGAACAGGCUGCCAAAAGGCAGAAAUUGAAGAUGUGGGAAAAUUAUGUUGAGGGAGAGGAAGUUCCCAGUGGUGGAGCAGCUGAAAGACACCAAAAGGAAGAGGUGAAGGUCACCGUCACCGAAAUAUUGGGUGGUGGUAAAUUUUACGUUCAGUUGGUUUCCGACCAGAAAGUGGCCGCCAUUCAGAAGCAACUUGCUUCUCUAAAUCUUCAGGAGGCUCCUGUCAUUGGUGCCUUUAAUCCAAAGAAGGGUGAUAUUGUUCUUGCUCAAUUCAGUGCUGAUAAUUCAUGGAACCGAGCUAUGAUUGUCAAUGCCCCUCGCGGUGCUGUGGAAUCUUCCAAAGACAAGUUUGAAGUUUUCUAUGUCGAUUAUGGAAACCAAGAAGUUGUUCCGUACAGUCAGUUGCGGCCUCUUGAUGCAUCUGUGUCCUCCAGUCCUGGUCUUGCUCAACUCUGUAGUCUUGCUCAUGUUAAAGUUCCUGGGCUAGAAGAUGAUUAUGGUCAGGAGGCAGCAUACCGGCUAAGUGAGCUUCUUCUGAGUGGGCCAAAGGAAUUCAGAGCUGUUAUCGAGGAAAAAGACACUUCAGGUGGCAAAGUUAAAGGUCAAGGAACCGGGACAAUCUUUUUGGUAACUUUGGUUGAUCCUGAAAGUGAUGUCAGUGUAAAUGCUACUUUGCUUCAGGAAGGCCUAGCUAGGAUGGACAAAAGGAAGAGAUGGGAGCCCAAGGACAAACAGCAGGCGCUGGAUGAAUUGGAGAAGUACCAGAAAGAAGCACGAGACAAGAGGCGUGCAAUGUGGGAGUAUGGAGAUGUCGAAUCAGAUGACGAGGAUUCUGCUAUCCCUGCUAGGAAAGCUGCUGGGAAACGAUGAAUGCUGCAACAGAGUUAAACUGGUGGCAAUUGCCAGUGCAGAUGCCUUUUACAGGCUGAAGUCCCAACAAUUAUACAAACAAGACAAUUGUUAAAAGGAAAUAGAGAGGUUAAAGUUUGAGUAGCUUUUAAGUGACAUGUAACUUUAGGAGAGAAAUUUUGUUCUCUUUCUGCUCUUUCUUUUUCCUUUUGAGUUUUUUAAGUUAUACGACUCUGAAUAAGCUGGUCUCCGUUGUCAUUCGUUCCAUUAGGGGUGAUAAGCUUUAUGUCAAAACUCAAAACUGUUGGGCUAUAUUUCUUCUGCCGGAUUCCUUUA